CCAAACCUUGUUAUACACUGUUGGUGGAUCCUUAUUUUGAUUCAUCAGGCCAUAGGGGCAGUCCGCACCAACCGCAUGGAGGACUCUAACACCAACCUGAGGAUGAUGGAGGCAGCUUUUCUGUCUAAUUUAGGUAAGGAUGCCCUCUCCAGAGCAGAUCCUAUAAAUCUGGACAUAGACUCGGUGGAAGAUCAGCUGAUGGACGAGCCUGGAUCCUAUGAUGAAGAAGCUGGCCAGGCCGUGCAGCUCCAGAGCAGGUCCACCAAAGCACCCCGCCGCUGCAUCCCGCACCAGCAGUCCUGCCUGGGGCACCACAUCCCCUGCUGUGACGCCUGCGACACGUGCUACUGCCGCUUCUUCAUGGCGUACUGUUACUGCCGCAACAUGGACCCCACAUGCACACACAGGCGUCCAUAG
Molecule: messenger RNA, 417 nt
Organism: Sardina pilchardus (European sardine)
Lineage: Eukaryota; Metazoa; Chordata; Actinopteri; Clupeiformes; Clupeidae
Gene: agrp
Product: agouti related neuropeptide
Exons: 3
Coding region: 76-417 (113 amino acids)
Biological process (GO): positive regulation of feeding behavior; neuropeptide signaling pathway; adult feeding behavior
Cellular component (GO): extracellular region
Molecular function (GO): type 1 melanocortin receptor binding; neuropeptide hormone activity
Source: RefSeq, a predicted model, not a curated record